CAAAGUUACAAGGUCGGCGGAGUUCAGCGUAACUCCAGAGUGCAUCUUUAGAGCUAAGGUCGCUGACAGUGUUGGAAAAACGCCUUAGAGAUUAUUUUUCCCCGUCUGUGUGAUCAUUUGUAUCUAAGCCAAGAUGACAAGUGAACGCAUCGUAAUCCACGACCCCUUGUCCCACCCUAACGGCCUCUCUGAUGGCCCCACAUCAGCCUCGGACGUGGAGAACAUGGAGGAAACGGUGGAGUUCAGAGUCAUGAUGGCCUACGCGACGAGGAGGAGGAGACAACUGAACAAGAAGGAUGACUCAAACGCACAGACAAGCCCGGCUGCAAAAAGUGGUGAAGACGAUGCAGAUGGAGAUGUGAAAACUCCAUCAAACACACUGAUCCACGAUGAGAACAAGGAAAACAGGAAGAAGGGGGCGAAGAAGAAGAAGAAGAAGGUACUGAAACACCUGUCAAAAUUUUUCAGCUGCACCAGGUCUCAGACUAAGGAUGAAGAAGUCGAAGAGCAGCAGCUACCGCAGGACCCGGCUGGUGACGUCAGCGACAGGUGUUUCCAUUCUACAGACGAGCCUGAAAAGAAGGACGAGGAGGAGGAGAAGGCGGAAGAGGUCGCAUUAAGGCUGACGGAGCUUGCCGACGAGAUCCGGUUAACUCCUCCAGAAAUCGAGACUGAUGGGGAAGGUGAUGAGUUGGAGAAGAUAAUUGGUCUGCUGCUGAGAGACACUGGAGACAGGUGGAACGAGAAGGUGCUGAAAGAUGUCGACAUAAAAGCAGAACUGUUCUGGGACUACAGUUUCUUUUGGAGGUUAAUAAAUACCUUCCUUACACGAGUGGGCCUCAGGACCUCCAACCCCAACUCUCCAGGGCCGCAGGCGUCGCCAAAAACACAGAUGGCUGUUAUGUGUGAGGUCACCGCUCGUCUGUCAUCAGUGGAAACGUUGCCUGCAAACCGCCUGCUGAACCACGGAGCUCGAUACAUGCAGGAUAAUUUUUCAUCCUGGGUGCAGGAACAAGGAGGAUAUGAGGCAGCAUUUGAGGAGACUGAGGAAGUCGACUGAAUAGAAAGGGAGUGGGUUUUCGAGCCCCCCCCGGCUCUCCCUGCAGCCCAAAGCCUGCACCUCUCUGUGGCUUCAGGAGCUAUAACAUGAACAAUGAACCCUCUCAGAAGCUGUAGAGGGCAAAAUGAGUUUACAUGAAAUGCAAAACAGUUUCUCUCUGAUCAUUUAACAGUUUUUACAUUUGUAACAAUUUCAGUGACUGAGCCAAAGAAGAAAGAAUUUAUGUGGCAUUUUUGAUAGUGUUAUUCUGUAUUCCUGUGUAAAUCUAUUAUAUUUUUGUCAUACGUUGUUAUAUUCAUUACUUUGUGAUCUGAUGUAACGACACACAUUAAAAAAAAAUGCUUUUUUUUUAUAAACAGAGCACUUGCACUUUCCCUUUAAAAAUAAGCGGAACAACAUUUCUGAUGCCAUUUAUUUUCUUUUUUACUGUUAAAUAGUUUCUUUAAGCUAACAAAGUAUAUCUCAUGUUUAUGUAAUGUAGUAGUUUACACAUUUUGCCAAACAAGCAAAAAGAUCCCUGUUUGAUCUCAGGAGGAGACACAAAUCCCUUUGGAGCCGAGUCGAGACGUAAAACUCUGCUCACUGUGGCGCCCCCUUGUGAAUAAGGGAGCAACCGAAAAAAAGGCUUUAAAUCUGUGUUGUGUAAUUAUGUUUUCAGCAUGUAAAAUUAAUGUAACUUAAAAAGGUUAGGUUCAGUUUGAUUAAAAUCACUCUUGGUUCA
This is a messenger RNA of Archocentrus centrarchus (flier cichlid), 1781 nucleotides long. RefSeq lists its product as uncharacterized. Bases 134 to 1060 code for a protein of 308 amino acids. The record is from RefSeq and is a predicted model, not a curated record. The transcript has 7 exons. Lineage: Eukaryota; Metazoa; Chordata; Actinopteri; Cichliformes; Cichlidae. Gene Ontology annotation, biological process: regulation of extrinsic apoptotic signaling pathway.